Molecule: messenger RNA, 895 nt
Organism: Drosophila eugracilis
Lineage: Eukaryota; Metazoa; Arthropoda; Insecta; Diptera; Drosophilidae
Gene: RsfS312
Exons: 3
Coding region: 69-794 (241 amino acids)
Biological process (GO): negative regulation of ribosome biogenesis; negative regulation of translation
Cellular component (GO): mitochondrion
Molecular function (GO): ribosomal large subunit binding
Source: RefSeq, a predicted model, not a curated record
AAGUAUCGAAUAAAAAGAUAUUUGUUGUGUGCUAAACUUGUUACUUAAUAUAAGUAAACUGAACCAAAAUGCUAACCCGCGUCUUUCGAUUGGUUCAUGACAAUCGUCUGAGUGUGCCUGUCCUUCGCUGCUUCCACCACGAGUUUUCCAAACCGCCUCAAGAGCCCGCAAAGACCCAGGAAAGUAAAGUUAAUCAUGGUCAAAAUUUGGUUGCCGGCGUGCAGGACAAGUACAAAAUAUUCCGGGACGAGGAAGCCACGGAGAUUUUCGAUGUGGAGGAGGCACGCCACCAAGAGCAGCAGAUUUCAGACGAUUCCGAACUGGAUCAGGAUCUCUAUAAUGGCUUGAAUUUAAAGCGUGGUGUUCGCGGUGUGUUCGAUGUUGAGGAUUUAGUAGAGUUGCUGCGCAAGGAGAAUGUCGACGAUAUAUUCGUCUGCUAUGUGCCAGAGAACCUGAAAUACGUGGACCAUUUGGUAGUUUGCAGUGGUCGCAGCUACCGGCACAUGCUAUCCACGGCGGAGUUUGUUCGUCGCAUGUUCAAGAUCAAGCGGUCCAAGGGCGAUAUUCUACCUCGCAUCGAGGGCGGUACGAGCCGGGACUGGAUGGCAAUGGAUUUGGGUAACAUUGCUUUGCAUAUAUUUUCACCGAGUGCUCGGGAGGAAUACGAUCUGGAGUCACUUUGGGCAAUUGGCUCCCAAUAUGAUCGCGAGAGUCAAAAGCCACACAAUCCCUAUGGAGAUAUUUUCAUGGCCCAAACACCCUUUUCUGAUGUGGAAAACUCGAAAGUAGAGUGAAAUAUUAUUGUUUUAAUAGUUUAAAAUAUAUGUAAAUAUACAAAAAUUUUACCGCUCCACUAAAGCCAGACUGUUAUGCGGCAGUUCUGAGGACUGACAAA